CUCUCAUCGUCAUUUAUUAGUGCAGACGAUUGCGAAGUUGUGGAGAUGAUACUACUGUAUCAUGGACGUCGUAGAGACAAGAAUGAAGUUUUGAAGACGUCCAGACAGAUUAGGUAGAUCAAUUACUACCACCACUGACGAAGAUGCCUCGCUACCUUGGUAUUAACUAUUGGCAGAGUAAAAUAGAAGAAAGACGAGAAUUCUAUUCUCGUGCACUGCUGCUUGUUCCACAUCAUCUGCAUGAGGAGGAUUCUGCCAAAAGAUUCAAAUCAGAUCAGCAAGUAUUAAAUGAAGAUCAGUGGAAGGUCUGCAGAGAUGCUGGUCCUUUUGCGGAUAUCACUGUUACUGAGGGUCUUGAUAUACUCAGACAGCUAAAAAAUGUCACUGGAAGUAUUUCAGAAACUGCAGGAAGGAUUCCUGAAAUGUAUGACAGGAGAACAGAGUUCCAUCUCAUUCAUGACCAUGUGGCCGAGGUAGUGCCCAGCUCCAACCCAGAAUCACUUGACAGUUUCCUCUCUGAUGAACUCUUUGAACCCUUUGACACAUUUGAUGAUACAAAAGAAGUGUUUGAGAAGGAGGACUUAUCUAAAUAUGGAGAUAAAAAAGAGAAAGACAAACUGGAGAAUGUACUUUUGUCAGAUGGACUGAAGGACACAUGUAGCAAUAUUCCCAAGCUGUCUUCUCUUAUCCAUUGUCUACAGUCAAGAUCAGUGAAGGACCCACUAGCUGACGAAGAUGGCAAAAUGUAUUCUGAAGUUCUUACCUUUAAAGAGCAUUUCAAGGUGGAAGGAGAGGAGAGUGUGCUACAGUCGAGUGAGGAGAUGCCCAUACACCUGGAAGUAUUUGAUAAAUACACAUAUUCAGAUUAUAAAGCAGGUGAACUGGAAGAUGUCAUACUACCUCCCUGCAGACCAGGAGGGGAAGACAGAGUGAACAGCAUGCUUGACAUACACUCCCACGUGAAGACAUGUGUCAGCAGGGAAGCUGAGGAGCAGUGUGAAGACAAAAAUGAUGAUGUGCAUUUAUUUUCUGAUGCAUUUACCCCUGCUGCUGAAGUUGAGGAACCUGAAUUUACAGGCAUUUCUUCACUGCACAGUGUAGACUUUCUCUCUCUCAGUGAUCUAGGUGUUGACACUAAGGAUGGCAGGCUGGAGAGUAGAGCCAUGCUGGAAUCCCCCUUACUGCCAUGUGGGCCACCAGAGAUGCAUGCCUGGAACCUCUCUGACCAGCUCCAGGAACUCAAGCCAGCAUCACCUGGCAUCGACACGACUCAAACUUUCCUGCGUCAGUUUGAAAAAGAAGCCCUGCUAACAAAAGUGUGGGAACAUGAGAAAUUCUUUGAUGAAGUCCUAGCCCUGCGACUCCCUGAACCUGAUGUAGCAGAGGAGCAUUUCCCUGAUCACACUUCUAUCACAGACCUGGUGAGCCAGCUGCAGCUGGUGGAGGAGUCUGGCCUGGGCAGUGUGGAGCUACAGCUGAGAUGGGAUCCGUGGCUGUCCUGCAGAGCUCUCAUGACCAGGAUGCUGCAGGUAGAACAUGCAGACUUUGGGAGUGUCAGUUUUGCCACAUCAGUGCUGAAUGUGGCUGAAGAAUUUGUCAAGUACACCAACAGUCAGUUGUUUGUAGAUGCAGACAAUCAUGCUGACAUACCAACUGUGACUCUUCAAGAAGAUGGUUUGGGAAAUACACCUACCCAUGACAAAGCGGCUAAUCCACCAGAAAUCACAGAGGGCAAAGCUAACAUAGACAUGAUGAAGGCAUCAUUGAGCACCAGAGCAGAUGGACAAAAUCUUAGCAAAGUCAAGCCUCCGGCCAAAAUAAACCAGAUUUCCAGACCAGCAGUAACAAAUGACCACAGUUUCACUGGGUUCAGUCCACUUGAUGAAUUUUUGAUGAUGAGAUCUUCAACAAUUACAAAGCACUUAGAAAACGUGCAUACAGACAAGGCUUCAGCAUCCAAACAGGCAGGUGAACACAACAAGGACAUUGCACAGAGGGUUGAGGAAGCAGUGCCUCGAAAAGCUAUCUGCAAAACAGUUGAUGUCCAGUUGUCAGGACCAUACAAGCAGGUGUUUCAUGCUUUGCAUUCAUUUGGCCGCCCUUAUGUGGAUGUUCUGAAGCAGGCAGGAGAGAUUCCCCACCAUGCCUCCAUGUUCAGUCUCAAACUGGACUCAACUCGCUUCCUGGUGAAGCAGCAGGAGAAGGAACAGCAAGAUAAACAAACAGAGGGUGGUGAUGUGUACAAGUCUAUGGUGGUUGUCUAUGCUGUGGUUGGAGCUGUAGACCUUUUGGUUCACUGCUGUCUGGAAUCUGCCAUCCGUCACCUCAGUGCUGUACAAGAGAAGUACCACUCCACUCUAGGAGGCUCCAUGGAAAGUAUCAGGAAGGAGUUAUUUCAGUUCAAGGUUUCAUUUGACCAAGACAAUGUUCUUCAUCCCAAAGUGGGCAUCCUUUGUAAGAACAUAGAGGAAACUGUGAAGCGUUCCCCAGGAGACAGUAAAGGAAACAAGGUGCUUGUUGUCACAAAACGUAAUCUUCCCAGUCUGAUGUGUUACCUGGAGAAAGCUUUAUCUGUGUGUGGAGACAUUUGCCCUUAUUUCGUAAAGACCUUAGAGGGAGACACAUACGCAGAAGUGGAAAAUCACAACUGUGUCAUCAUAAGUGAAUCUGCCUUAAACAAGGAUACCAAAUGGGACAUGUUUGGUCUUGUGAUUGAGUUUGAAACAGACUCCAACUCAUCAGCAUGUAGGAAGUGUCAGGACGUCAAUGUCAACUACCUGGGGUUAAAAGGGGAUCUGCUGGACCUGAAGGCUCAAGAGACACAGAAAGUACAUUCCAUGCAAAUGAAGAAAUCUAGUAUGAAAGUGACAGUGAUUGGCUCUGUGAAUGUUACAAGUCAGAAGAACUUACUUCAACUUUUAGAAUCAAGACACAACAUUGCCGUCAUAGAGAGAGACAACUCGGACAGUGACAGCAGGCCCUCUGUGGAUGUGAUUGUGGAUGAGAGACACUGUGUUGUGCUGCAUUCUCUGUUGGACAUCAGUGAUGAGUGGCAGGUGGAACACCUGUCCAGGAAGCUGGUGGUGCUAGGCUUACAGUUCACCUACUGCUGGGUCAUCUUCUACUCCACAGCUGCAACAUCAACAGGUUACCUGCUGCCAAAUGCUGUGGUUGCAAAUAUCUGUAAGCUGGAGGCAGCACUGGCAAAUCUGAACAGCAACACUGAGAGGUUUCAAGUGACAUACAAACUGCUGAUAGCCUACAACCUGGUACAGCUGGCAGCCACAGUGAGAACGUGCUGUGACAAGUGUGUUGAGAUGUCCACGGUGUGGACCAAACAACAGUGGACAAGACCCUGGAUCUCAGGGGAGGCCUCAAGGGAUGAGAAGUUUCUUACCAGUCUUCAAUGUUUGAACUCUUUCAGUGCCCAGCUGUUGUUGUCUAGAACAAGCAUUGGCUCUCUCCUCUCGUGCACACUGCCACAACUCCAGCAGAUAGCUCCUGAACUCCCAGAGAAAGUUCAUCUGAUGUUUCACAAAAAGGUCAACUGUGACACAGGAUUACACCUGAGAUCGGACGACACAGUAAACAUGGAAUCGCAACCAAGAGCAAACCCAACCCAGGCACCAAACAGGCAAACUGACACGAGCUGUCAGGCUUCCGCAGCACAUGAUCAUCUCCAUCAGGGUUUAAACAUGACUUCAAGAAAUAGUUACCAAACCUUGAAGGAGAUACAGAUCCCGAGGUUCUCUGAUGUGGAGUUCCUGACAACCCAGCCACAUCCACAGGGUUGUUCCACACCAGCUAUACCCUGUUUUCGACAAGAGGGUUUGUCAGAAGACCCAUUUUUCAGACUGGUAGAGCAAUAUCCGACCCAAUCAUCUCUCAGCCAAGACACAAAUGAUAGCCCUGGAAAUUCACAGGGGUACACUAAACCCAAUGAAUAUGUUCUAGCCAAGAUUGAAGGUAUGGCUGAAAAUGAAGCAAGGCAGUUUGAAGAAAUCGUAACUCCUGAUUUUAAUCUUUUAGGAGAUGCAGACAUACAGAGAGCUAGGUCUUCAAAAGAGCUUCAUAUGAUUAACCAAACAAGUCUGUCCGAUGCCUUAAGGCCCAGAAAGGUGCUGUCCCGGGCUAACAUGUAUGUAAAUGGAGAUCAAGAUAUCCUGUCUGGAUUUUCCGUACAAGUACCAAACAAGAAGCCAAGUUUUAGUUCAGUCUUGCGUGCGAAAGUUAAUUCAAAGAAUAGAUUCAUGCAUGAGUUCAAUCAAAGUAAUUCAUUUGAUGAGGUUAGUCCAUCCUCCACACAGAUCUCACAGAGUCAUCAAAGUAAUUUCUUUCCAGAAAAGUCCAUUAGGGAAAGCUAUCAGGGUCCUAGUUAUGUUGAUGGUUCCCUCUUGGACAUACCUAAAACACAUGGGUUGCCUAGAACUGAUGCAGGAGUGAGUCACACCUGUGUUGAUCUUGGAAGGUCUAUGCUGCCAAGGUGUCAUGAACGCCGCCCUCCACUACAUUCAAUUAGUGAUGGCCGAUGGCCUGACUUCACAAACGGGUCAUCCACAGUGACAAAAUCCCUCCUUGGCCGACCAGCAUUCAGUGAACACUUCCAGAGUUCUCUGCUAAAGCCACCUGUUCAGAGAGUCAGCAUUGGACUUGCUCAGCCGUUGCGGAGAGAUACUCAACAGGAAGAAGUACAGAGAGCAGCACAAGCUACUUCAGGAUGGAUGAACUAUGACUCUCCUCCAAUGGACAUGGAACCAGAUUCUCCAUACCAAGGGGCCUCCAUUCGCAAGGAACAUCCUUACUCUUACAGACAGAAGUAUCAGAAUCAAGAUCCCUCCAGAAUGUUUCAAGCAGAAAAAGAACAAGGUGAAGAUGUCAACUAUCUCUUAGAAGCUUUUCCAAACAAGAGAAAAAAGCUGACCUACAAACCCCUGCCUGGUAGAAGCCGAGGACAAACUGUGCUGGCAUUUCGAUGAUAUGUUGUACAAACUGAUUGUAUAUUGAAAGAUUGCAAUUAUUCCAACAUACUUAAAUAGUGAUAUUGCAAAAAUUAGAUGUUAUGAAUACAAAACAUACAAGUUAUAAAUAUCUUUUCAAUGCAACAUCUCCAACAUCUUUUGCCAACAUCCAAAAGAUGUUCAUGCAAUCUGAAUUUUGGCAUAAUGUUCUUGUGUAUAUAUUAAUAUGCAUCAGACCAUUUUAUGGUGACACAUUUUACCAAGUAUUUUGGCAAUUGGUAGCAUCUCAACUAGUGUACUCUGACCAUGGGGUUUAACCAUUCUGUCAGUGUUCCAUUUCGGUUAUAUCUUGAGAGUCUUUGUUCAUGAAUACUGUGAGAAAUAAAUUGAUUCUUUUAAAUCUCAA
Haliotis rufescens (red abalone) is the source of this 5364-nucleotide messenger RNA. Its product is annotated as protein shortage in chiasmata 1 ortholog-like. Bases 144 to 4976 code for a protein of 1610 amino acids. Gene Ontology annotation, molecular function: single-stranded DNA binding; ATP hydrolysis activity. NCBI's taxonomy places the organism in Eukaryota, Metazoa, Mollusca, Gastropoda, Lepetellida, Haliotidae. The transcript has 30 exons. The record is from RefSeq and is a predicted model, not a curated record. Gene Ontology annotation, biological process: resolution of meiotic recombination intermediates. Gene Ontology annotation, cellular component: condensed nuclear chromosome.